GAUGUACCCAACUACCCAUCCACCCUUCGCUACCUACAUAUUACGAAACAAAAAAAAAAAAAAAAAAAAUCUCGGCCUUCGCUACAAGUUUUUGGAAAUGGCAGCCAUCACAUCGGCAGCAUCCGCUGUCUCGCCAUCAUUUGUACAGAUCCGUGCUUCUUCAACGGCUGCGGUUUCUUCAUCGGGGUCACUCUUCUUCAGCGGUAACAGGACCGGACUGAAAGGAAUUAAUGGUCUGAGAGCUGCUAAAGUUAGAAGUAAUGGCAGAAAGCGUCUUUCUUGCAACUGCUUGUUUGGGCUUGGGGUACCGGAGCUGGCGGUCAUCGGCGGUGUCGCCGCGCUUCUGUUUGGCCCUAAGCAGUUGCCCGAAAUCGGCCGCAGUAUUGGCAAGACUAUCAAGGGCUUCCAACAGGCAGCAAAGGAAUUUGAAACAGAGCUGAAGAAAGAACCUGACCAACAGCUCGGCAACGAAGCUCAAGAAGUUGGCCAAGAAAGUGGCAGGGAGAAUUGAGGAUAUAGGACGACAAGUGGGAAUGAUGCAUCUGGCCAUAUCUUGCUUCUCUUGUAGUUGGCCACCAAAGGUCCAGUUUUUUAUAUGAUUUUUAAAAAAUGUAUUUUAGUGUAAGUUCCAAGUGAAAUAGAGAUAUUGCCAUGUUUGUUGUAUCGAAGCCUUUAGCUUUAUUAGAUGAGCUCUGCAUACUCUUGUAAUAGACCACCAAUAAGGUGUUUCUUCUAGAUAUGACCAAAUCGCGGUGUUUCUUCUAGAUAUGACCAAAUUGCGGUGUUUAUUCCGGUUUGGAUCUGGCUAGCGGCUACCAUGGAGUUACUCCACUUAUAGUUCAGCUGGCUUGUUGAUUCACAAGAUGAACUUCUCAGAACUUGGGCAUUGUUAAGACUUGUUAUGCUGUGGUGAUCCCAUUUCCUAUUUUCCUUCUCUACAAAUAUGCAAAAACGUUAUCAAACCCCUAAACUGGAGGGGUGUUUGGCUUCGUCCACCCUGAAGCCCCAAUAAUGCCUCUUUCUUUUAGUUAUUCUCCUAACUGCAGAAAGUUGAUACAUACGAGUAUAUGAUAUACUCAUGUACUACGCAUUAAAUAAAGAUAAAAUUUUAUACGGACAUCCAAGGACUUUAAUUCCUGGAUUUAACAAUCUUUCUUAAAACGUUAUAGUUCUUUUUACUAACACAUUAAACAUGUUUAGAUUAAACGUUAAAAAUCCC
Cuscuta epithymum is the source of this 1219-nucleotide messenger RNA. NCBI's taxonomy places the organism in Eukaryota, Viridiplantae, Streptophyta, Magnoliopsida, Solanales, Convolvulaceae. The record is from the annotation of a GenBank genome assembly.